Molecule: messenger RNA, 258 nt
Organism: Thelazia callipaeda (thelaziosis nematode)
Lineage: Eukaryota; Metazoa; Nematoda; Chromadorea; Rhabditida; Thelaziidae
Source: the annotation of a GenBank genome assembly
AUGAAAGAACCACUGAUGAAAACAUCUACUGAUCGAGAAGGACGAUUUGUAAUUUCUGGAAGUUUAAAAACUGAUACAUUUGAUCCGUCUCUUCGAAUAAACCAUAAAUGUCGAUCCAAGAUUUGUACAAGAAAAGUGGUCCUUCCUAUUCCUAGCAAAUACCGAAAUGAGGGAACGGUUGUUCGCGAGUUUUACGAUCUCGGUAUUAUUGAUAUGAAAAGAAAGUUUGUUACUGAAAGUAAGAUGUGUCCAACUUGA